This is a messenger RNA of Pseudogymnoascus destructans, 1152 nucleotides long. RefSeq lists its product as uncharacterized. The record is from RefSeq and is a predicted model, not a curated record. The transcript has 3 exons. The coding region runs from base 1 to 1152 and encodes 383 amino acids. NCBI's taxonomy places the organism in Eukaryota, Fungi, Ascomycota, Leotiomycetes, Thelebolales, Thelebolaceae.
AUGUCAUCCCCUCCAGCAGCAGAGUCGGUGGAUAUUCCACUACGAGUAAAAAAGAUGACAGCGCUUUCAGGAGAAGUGCCCGCACCGCCGAAGCCGCUACAGGAUGCUAGCGGCUACACCAAAGACCGUCUCGAGCUAGGAUUAGAAUACGCAAAUGCGGUAAUACGCAUAAACGGGAGAAAUCUCUCUCCAAUUGGCAGGCGAACUCUCUCCAUAUAUAAGGAGGCAUGUACACAGCUGCUUCUGCUAAACGAGGGCGACUAUAUGGAUAUAAAAGGGGUAGAGAAAGUCCGGUCUGAGUUGCUUGGGACGAUCCGAAUGUUUGAAGAGAGCAGAGCCUACAAGGCCUGCUUAACAGUCACAGAGUCAAAGCACUCAGAGGAGCUCGCCAAAGAGAUCUUGCGACUCCAGCGCACUACCUUCUAUGCCAGAUAUGGAGAUGUCUUUGGAGACGCUCGCAAAUUAUUGCGGCACGAGGCCGAGGCAGGAAAAGUGACUGUCUGGUCCGGUCUAAAUCAGCGCUAUUGGACAACCAUUAGCAAAACAUUAAUUGCUGAGAAGCCGUGGUUUAUCAGAGACCACCCACGUUAUCCAGAGAACCCGCAGACAUGGGUAGCUACCCACGCUUUACAGAUGCGCACUGACGAGUUGUGUGGGCCGAACCCGCGAGACGAAGGCAAAGUUAAUAAGGAAAUCCAUGAGGAAAUCCACAAGGCCUUAGCGCAGCGUCUGCGUUCAGAAAGAAAAAGCCGCGAGAUGUCUAGCCGGGUGGCGUCAGCGGAGUUGGAUGGGGAGAUGGAGAGGGCGAAGAGACAGAAAAGGGAGUGGGAUAGGCUGCAGAAUAUAACCAGCAACGUCCACUCACUAAAGGUGGCGUAUGAGAAUUCGUGGGGGAAGAUGUUACCUCCUGUCAACCCUACUGCAGACCCAUGGAUGGGUGGGAUGGAGUCUGAGCCUGCACUAGAGUCCGCCUCCGAGUCUGAAUUCGAGCCUGAGCACAAGCCUACCCCCUCAUCCUCACCUACGCCUGAGAUGAUGGAUGUUAUUGAGCCUGACACUAUAAUGGGUUUAGGCGAUGGUAUCGGGGACGGCGAUAUCCAGUUGGGCGGCAGCGAUUCUGAAUAUGAGCCCGAGGAGUACAAUAUGUAUUAA